Molecule: messenger RNA, 1569 nt
Organism: Asparagus officinalis (garden asparagus)
Lineage: Eukaryota; Viridiplantae; Streptophyta; Magnoliopsida; Asparagales; Asparagaceae
Product: magnesium transporter MRS2-3
Exons: 6
Coding region: 79-1416 (445 amino acids)
Biological process (GO): magnesium ion transport
Molecular function (GO): magnesium ion transmembrane transporter activity
Source: RefSeq, a predicted model, not a curated record
CACUCAAAACGCAUCCUAUUCCCUCCCAUGGACCAGAGCGAGUGAUAGAGAACUCAUCCCCCGCAGUUCUCAACAAAGAUGAGACUCGUUAGCGGAUCCGGGGCCCCUCGACCACAAGCUCCGAAACCCGAAUCCGAACCCGAACCAAUCUCCCGACUCUCAACCGGAGCAAGAAAGAAAGGACCCGGAACCAGGCCAUGGAUGGUGGUCGACUCAACGGGGCAGGCAGAAGUUAUCGAGGCGGGAAAACACUCAAUCAUGAACCAAACAGGGUUACCGGGCCGAGACCUUCGGAUUCUGGACCCGUUACUGUCUUACCCGUCGACUGUUCUCGGUCGGGAGAGGGCAAUUGUGAUCAAUCUUGAACAUAUAAAGGCGAUUAUCACGGCUCAUGAGGUUCUGCUUCUUAAUUUCAAGGAUCCUGCUGUUGCUCCCUUUGUUCAGGAGUUGCAGCAGAGGAUACAGUUGCAUCAUGAGCAGAGGGAAGGGAUGAUUGGAAUUAGUACAGUAGGAGAGGGGAAAUUCAGUAAAUUAAGGGAUCUUCCUUUUGAGUUCGUAGCAUUGGAGGCUUGCUUAGAGGCUGCUUGCAGUUGUUUGGAGAAUGAGGCGACGACAUUGGAGAAAGAAGCACAUCCGGCGUUGGAUAAGCUGACAACGAAGAUAAGCAGUCUAAAUUUGGAGCAUGUUCGUCAGAUCAAGAGUAGGCUGGUUGCGAUCUCGGGUCGAGUUCAGAAGGUCAGAGAUGAACUCGAACAACUUCUAGACGAUGAUGAUGAUAUGGCUGAAAUGUACUUGACAGACAAGCUGUUGCAGCAGAACGUCUGUACUACUGGAUCUUCACCUCAUUCUUCUCUAGACGAAGAUGAAGAUGAUAUAGAUGACGAUGAGAGAAUCCCAGCUGAGAUUUCAUCUGAAGAUAGCUACAUAGAGAAGAAUUUUGAGGAAAACUCUCAAAAUAUUGGAAAUCACGGGCACCUGUUUUCGAGGAUGGACAGUAACGAGGUUGGCCGUGGAACUCAAACUUGCAGCACAAUAAGUGGGGGCAAACGUCUAAAUAUAGAAGAGCUUGAAAUGCUAUUGGAAGCUUAUUUUGUACAGAUAGACAGCACAUUAAACAAUCUUUCUACGCUAAGGGAGUAUGUGGAUGACACAGAGGAUUACAUCAACAUAAUGUUGGAUGACAAGCAAAACCAUCUCCUACAAAUGGGAGUAGUAUUGACGACCGCAACCCUCAUAGUUAGUGCGUUCGUCGUGCUGGCUGGUAUAUUUGGCAUAAACAUCAACAAUGAUUUAUUUGAUGAGACAAAGUCGGGCACUUCUGAAUGGUUGUGGACUGUCGGUGGAGGAGCCACUGGGAGUUUGUUCCUGUAUAUACUUGCCAUUGCUUGGUGUAAGCAUAGACGAUUGCUCGAGUGAAAGGGGAGUUUGAGUUGUAAUGAAAUGUGCAUGUGAUGUAGGUUUCUUUUAAGUUCUUUUUGGACAUGGGAGUAUUUGAUGUGCAUUGUCAGAGGGAAUUCUAUAGGGUGGGUAUAGUUAAUGGGAGCGAUUUAUGCCUUUGAUUUUCUAUGU